UCGGAUCUCAACCUCUUCCACCUGGCGUGUUGUUGACGUGUUGUUAUUGGACGAGCCGGUCACACAGAAGACUCAGGACGCCAAGAUUGGCGACACUAUAUUACUGGCUGGAGUCUCGCUACAGACCAAAUGAUUAUUAUACAGACCAAAAAAACACAGAUAUUGUCGUUAAAUUGCCCUCAUCGACAAAACAAAAAAACCCCACACUGGACUCUGUGUUGCUCUGUAUAUGAGCUUCGCACUUGGAGCUUUGCCUUUACGCGCAAGUGAGCGCUCACAUGGCUCCUCGACAGAAAACGGUCGUAGUGCGCCAAAGAAGAGCCUUGGUGACUGGAGAGGAUCUUCACCGAGGACAGACACUGGAGCUCCUGGCAUCUUUAGCACAUUUGAAAUGAACUUCUUGUGUUUCCCUGCGUGCAGUCUGUUAACAUUCAGGUUACCAUGUUGUCAGAGUUGGCGUCUUCCUCGCACCACUCCAAAGGCAGAGCGGGGUUGUCUCAAAGUUCACGACUCCCUCCAGUGAAAGCAUUUUGGAUUUUUGGGGAUGUAGAUCUUUUUGUAUCCAGCUGUGUGACACUACAACGGACGAUUCCCACUAUGGCCGCUGCGCCCUGAGGAAAGAUGGAGUUGGAUUUGGAUGUUGGGGAGGCGGUGGGGCUAAACGGGUCGGACUGUUCGUCCCGGAACGAGAGCGACCGCGGGGCGAGCGCCUCCUCCACCGGGCUGUCCACCACGCUGGCCAGCGUGCUGAUCUUCACCAUCGUAGUGGACAUCCUGGGCAAUGUGCUGGUCAUCCUGUCGGUGUACAGGAACAAAAAGCUGAGGAAUGCAGGCAACAUCUUCGUGGUGAGUUUGUCCGUGGCGGACCUGGUGGUGGCCCUGUACCCGUACCCUCUGGUCCUGACAGCCAUCUUCCACGAUGACUGGACCAUGGGCGACCUGCACUGCCAGGCGUGCGGCUUCGUCAUGGGCCUGAGCGUCAUCGGCUCCAUCUUCAACAUCACGGCCAUCGCCAUCAACCGCUACUGCUACAUCUGCCACAGCCUCCACUACGACCGGCUGUACAGUCUGAGGAACACCUGCUGCUACCUGGGCCUCACCUGGCUCCUGACGGCGCUCGCCACGGUGCCAAACUUCUUUGUCGGCUCGCUGCAGUACGACCCGCGCGUCUACUCCUGCACCUUCGCCCAGACGGUCAGCUCGUACUACACCAUCUCGGUGGUGGUCAUUCACUUUCUGAUCCCACUGUCGGUGGUGUCCUACUGCUACAUGAGGAUAUGGGUGCUGGUGAUUCGAGUGAAACGUCGCGUGAAACCGGAGCUGAGGACCAAACUGAAACCCAGCGACAUGAGGAACUUCCUGACGAUGUUUGUGGUGUUUGUCUUGUUCGCGGUGUGCUGGGCUCCGCUUAACCUCAUUGGACUGGCGGUCGCUAUAAACCCAGAAAGAGUUGCGCCCAACAUACCCGAGUGGCUCUUUGUCACAAGCUACUUCAUGGCGUACUUCAACAGUUGCCUCAACGCCGUCAUUUAUGGGCUGCUCAACCAAAACUUCCGCAAAGAAUACAAGACCAUCGUUCUCGGUCUUUGUGUCCCACGUUUGCUCCUCACGGAGACCUCCAAGUGUGGCACAGAGGGACUGAAGAGCAAGCCUAUACCGGCUUUUACGAACAAUAAUGUAGCAGAGAUAAAUGUGUAAUCUGUUUUAGCGGGUCUGUGCCAUAUUUCGUCCAGUGCCUUCCAUGCGAUUUGUGGCAAAGAUGCAAACAUAGUUUCCCUUUCGGACCGUGUCAGACACACCAUUGCCUCGUGUUGAGAUGAAAAACAUCACAGUUUGAUCACUGGUGUGUUGUGCCGUCUUUGUAAUUCUGCACUCUGUUUAAAAAAAAAAAAACAUAUUCAGGUAACAGUAUUUGUCCAAAAACAUUCAGAGAUUCAGUCACUUCACUUUAAACUGGGUACCUUGUGCACCAGAAUAACGCACUGCAUAUUUGCACCGAUUGAUGGUGGAAGGUUAAUAGAAUAAACGUAUUUAUCUCUUUGCUCGUAAAUACAGCAUUAACAAUGGAAGAUUCUAAAGGUUGCUUGUUUUAGUUCAAAGUACCUCUGUAUCUGACAUAUUGCAGCUUUAAUGAAAAUGAAGGACGUUUGCAUUUAUUAUUUUUCACCCUUGGUUCGUAUGAAUAUCUCAAGCUCCUUCUCGCUGGGAAUGUAGCCUGUGUUUAUUCAUCAUGAUGCUGGUUCACCCUCAGGCUUGUCUUCUGAGCCGCGAUGCCCUCAUAAAAACAAGAAGAAAUGUCUGAAACAGACUUUUGUGUGAAUAGAAGAAUAUGUGCCUUCAGAUAGUAAAAUUGUAUUCUCUCACAGUGUCAAUUUUUCAGUAAAACCAAACUUUAAACUGCCUUGACUGCUGGAUCAAUUUCAUAAGACAAAAUGAUGAAGGCCUCAGACAUCCCCCUUUGGACCCUGGAUGAUUUAGACAUUUUGAAAAUGAACAGAUGAGUACAGCUAUCCUCCUUGUUUAUUAAAUUGCUGGGGGGGGCGUGAUACGCAUCAGGAGCCAGAGAUGUAAUUACGUGUUUGUGCAAGUGCGCCUGAGCGCACGUCACCUUCGCUGAGAUGAGCUCUGACAGCCUCCCAGCAAACCGCGAGCAGUUCACCUCACACGGAGGCUCCGAGAUGUCAAUGUGACGCGUUCUUGAUAUGAUGCUCUGUCACUGGAAUAUUAAAGAGGCUACACAUGCACCAUGUCUAAUUCAACGGAUUCUUAUAAAUAUGUUCUGCACAACAUUUACUGUCAUGUCAGUGUUCUGUUUUUGCUGCUCCGCUGUGCUACGCUGCAACUAACCCCGGUCGGGCCGCCUGAUUCCUGACUGAAUGAAACUCUGUAUGCGACGGUUACGGAAUGUUGAUCUUCGAUGAAUCACGGGGGGCUGUCAAGCUGCAGAGCGGCAAUGUAACGCAAAACGGCCCAAAUCCAUCUUGCGAUCUUUGCAAGACAGUGCUCUGAUGUGGAAGAAAGAAGCAGCCCACAUGCCAGUGGCGGGUCAGCUCCAGAUGAGUGGCUAAAGGGCCUUGAGGGAACAUGACGCGUUGACGAGUCACAGACUAAUGGCGGGCGACUCUUCUCUUCUCUUCUCCUCGCCCACCUAUCUUCGUUCUCUCCUCUUAAUGAUGAUUCCGCCCACAUGUAUUUAUCUGCCAAGGAAUUGUUUGACAUUCUGGUAAAUGUGCUCUUUUGUUUUCUAACACAAGAGGAUAAUAAACUGUAUUUGUCCGCUGAGUAUGGAUCUACAGUCAGGACACAGCCAGCUGAGCUUGGCGUAAAGAAUGAAAGUUGAGGGACACAGAUAGCCCAAAGGUUUACAAAGGGUCCACCAAUGGUGGAUAGCUUUUGAUUAUGAUAUACAGUGACUUUGUGAAUAAAUAGUUGGCAGUUAAGCCUGUUAUUUCAAAUGAAUAGAACAUUUAUUUUUGAAUGUUCAAGGACAGAGCUAUCUGCUUUGACUCUAGUCUGCUGCAUUCACACACACUGUGCAUGUGACACUGUCUCCCUGGUUUCUCUGUAGGGUGAGCUCCAGGCACACCAUCGAUCCUUAAUAUCAAUUAUUUGUCGGAAUUACAUAUUAUGAAUUACAUCAAGUUGUCAGAUACAAGGCUUGACUAAUAUUUUUUUUCCCCACCGUGCAGUGCAUUUGCGGUCGUCGAGGCCAGUGAGAACAUAUCGUCCUUCUCGUGGUUGCUGAGAUGAAGAUAAUUUCCACCACACACAAUGCACGAAGAGCGAAGCGCCACGCGGUGCAACGGUAGCAUGCCGCGGCGGUUUACUGCCUCACCAGAGGAACACGAAUGCAGCACUUCUAUGCACAGAGGAAUGUCUACAGCUCUUGCACAUCAGUGCAUUUUACAGCAGUGGGGUCUCACGGUGAGCCUGCUGCCCCGAUAGCAAGUUUCCAAAUGGAUGUGUUCGUCGGGUUUAGCGCUGCCUGUGUUCUCAUG
Messenger RNA from Pungitius pungitius (ninespine stickleback), 3998 nucleotides. RefSeq names its product melatonin receptor 1C (gene mtnr1c). Bases 622 to 1698 code for a protein of 358 amino acids. Gene Ontology annotation, biological process: G protein-coupled receptor signaling pathway. The record is from RefSeq and is a predicted model, not a curated record. Gene Ontology annotation, molecular function: melatonin receptor activity. Gene Ontology annotation, cellular component: plasma membrane. The transcript is spliced from 2 exons. NCBI's taxonomy places the organism in Eukaryota, Metazoa, Chordata, Actinopteri, Perciformes, Gasterosteidae.